UAUGACUUUGCUCUGGAACGUCGCACAAUCGAGGCAUACAACAAAAUCCUUGCAGAGGAAAAGGCCCAAGCGGAAGCAGCUGUGGCGUCGGUCACAGCAGCUGCAGAUGCUUUGAAGCUCAAUAAUGUAAACCGUUUUGCACCCAACAAAACAGAACCUCUUCAACCACAGCGGACUGAUCUGCCUCCUGCCGCAACCGAAGAUGGCCCUUUGAGACCGGUAACUCCUGCUUCUGUAGCAGAACCCUCUGCUAGCGGCAGCACGCCGACGCCCGGCACUGUCGUGGUUGCACCCGCUGUUGUAAAGGACUUUGACGUACCUAAGGAUGACCCUUUUGAUGUAGCCGAACUUAACACAAUCAACGAAAUCGAAGAGCUGCGUGACGUACUGGCCACGUUCGAGACGCCAAAAAAUGUUAUCUCCCCGGAGUUAAGUAAUCCCCAACGGAACUCUCCGCAUGAAGAUGGCGCGGCUGCCGAAGUAGUCCCUUCGCCGGUUGUUCAGCCACCACCAGACGAUUUGCAUACUUCACCUUCUUUGCCAGGCAUCGCCAACGGUUCUUUGGAUCAGACAACCAAGCAUAAAUUUGGUAGUCUAAAAGACAUCACGUUUCCCCGACUCUGUCCUGCCCAGGACAGAAUUCUAUUUGAUCCAAAAAAGUCUCUUAAUCCUCCUACCCUCAGUCAAGUCGCCUCUUCUGCACCGAGUUCGCAGGCUGACCUACGAGCUUUUGGUGAAUCUGCUAAUACAAACCAAACCCCUCAGUGCUCACUAAACUCUGAAUUGCGAAGCCAACAGCUUGCUGAGAUAUCCGCGGGCUUGAUGAAUCGAUCCAAUAGUCCCUCAGUGGAAAACUAUUAUUCUCCCGAGACAACCAACUCCUUUGAGUUUUUCUAUCGGCUACGUAUAACCCCCCCCUCCCCCGAAGAAUUCUACGUCCGCAUCCUGCCGUAA
Molecule: messenger RNA, 954 nt
Organism: Dibothriocephalus latus
Lineage: Eukaryota; Metazoa; Platyhelminthes; Cestoda; Diphyllobothriidea; Diphyllobothriidae
Source: the annotation of a GenBank genome assembly